GCUGGGGAUGAGUGGCGCUAGAUGUAAAAAAAAUUCCCUGGAAAUACGAGCCAUGUAGCCCCAGGGACUCCUGAGGCUUCUAGCUUCCCCUCUGGAGACGGAGGCAAGAGCAGAAUGAGCCGGUGCUGGUCAUGCUUCGCUUCCCAGAGGAGCCUCGUGGGCCAGACUCAGCACCACCCAGCCCUGCCUGGUCCCCAUGGCCCCACAGGGAGAGUCGCCAGUGACCUCAGAUCAUGGAAAGGUUUUCCUUCCUGGGAAGAAUGCCCCAGAUUAUGCCACAUGUUAUCCUGCUUUUGGUUCGGACCGAGUGUCCCUGUUUGGACUGCCGCGAAUGUCUACGUGGCACCCAUCUCCCCGCUGUCGCCCAGGAGAGACCCCAAGGCUCUCAAAGCUCCUGCAGGAGCAAACAGGGCCGUGCAAAUUAAAGCCAGAACUCAGUGCCACUGCACACCUGCUGGAAAGGCUGGGAUGAAAAAGGCAAACAAUAGCAGGUGUUGGAGGGGACACGGAACAACCAAGAACUCACACACCGCGGGUGGGAGUGCCCAUCGGCACAACCACUUUGGAGAUGGCUCAGCAGCAUCUACUGGAGCUGAACGAGUGUAUUUCCUACAACCGCAGGUGUGUGCCAAGCAGAACUGUACACCCCAUCCCCCCAACGCCUGUACGAAAAUGUCCACGGCGGUGACAUCUGUAAUAACCCUACACCAGAAGUCAUUCAAAUAUCCAUCCACAGUGGUCGGGGGUAAAUACGUGGCGGUAACGAGCCUACCACAGGGCAGUGAGGAUGAGUCAGCUGGUGUUGAGUGCAGCCGUGUGGUUGGUCCCCAAACAGACCAGGGGGAGAAGGAAGGGGAGACACAGACACCGACGGUAUGAUUCCAUCAUCGGAGGAACGUGUGUGGAGAGCAAGCGGAGGUGAUCUGUGGUGCAGCAAGUCAGGGUCGUGGCUCUCCUCCCAGGGGGUCUGGAGGGUGAUGCCUGGGAGCAGAAUAGGGGGCUCUGGGGGGCUGAUAACGCUCUGUGUCGUGAUCGGGGUGCUGGUUCCAUGGGUGUUCAUUGCGUGAAAGUUCAUCAAACUACCUCUACGUGCAUUUUUCUGUGUCUGUGUUCUGCUUCGAAGACAAGUUAAAUUAAAGGGGCUCCAUGGGAACAGACUGACUGUACGUUUGUUCCUUCUCCCACCAAACCCAGGGCUCCAGCCAGCCAGCCAGCCAGCGUGGUGGUCCCCCACAGGUCCCUUGCUCUGGCCUUUGGAAAGAUCUGCCA
Molecule: messenger RNA, 1269 nt
Organism: Phacochoerus africanus (Common warthog)
Lineage: Eukaryota; Metazoa; Chordata; Mammalia; Artiodactyla; Suidae
Exons: 2
Coding region: 115-879 (254 amino acids)
Source: RefSeq, a predicted model, not a curated record